Molecule: messenger RNA, 414 nt
Organism: Neoarthrinium moseri
Lineage: Eukaryota; Fungi; Ascomycota; Sordariomycetes; Amphisphaeriales; Apiosporaceae
Exons: 1
Coding region: 1-414 (137 amino acids)
Molecular function (GO): FAD binding
Source: RefSeq, a predicted model, not a curated record
AUGGCCGGCGUUCAUGGACUCCCCGCCCGCCGAGGCGAGCCCUUAGUCCAGGUUGGACUGAGAUCCCCCGUUCUCUUCCCAGGUGAUGACAGUUAUGCUGCCCGCAUUGAGUCCUACUGGUGCAACAAUGCCAACUUGCGACCAUCUUGUAUUGUUCAGUCACACUCUGUUGAAGAGGUGUUCAAAGCGGUUGCCGCCCUUGCAAAGGCACAUCAACACUUCGCUGUGCGCGCUGGCGGUCACACCAAUUGGGCCGGCAGCAACAACAUCACCAAUGGAGUCACUAUUGAUCUGGGGUUCCUUGACGUAACCAGUUACGAUGAUGCUACUCAGGUCGCUCACAUUGGGCCUGGGGCUAAGUGGAAAGAUGUGUAUGCCGAGCUCGAACAGCACGGCUGGAGGUCGCGAAGCUGA